AAUCACGGAAAUAAGGAGUAAUAAUUAUUUCGGAUGUUCAACAUGAUUAUUUCGUAAUCGUCUGAACUACAACUGUUCAAAAGGAAUAAUAAUACUUUAUUUCAUAGUAAUAAUUGUCGAGAGAGAAAUUAAAGAACAAUGAAGAUGACAACAGUUCCAGCUAAGCAUACUCUUCACAGUGGAAUUUUUCAUCCUGUCCUACGACAGUGGCAGUCACCAAAUAUUGAAAUCACUGUUAACAAUCUUAUGUAUCCAAUAUUUGUUUCAGACGAAGAAAAUGCUAAAGAUGUUAUUAACAGCAUGCCUGGUGUAUAUCGCUAUGGAAUUAAUCAGUUAGAAAAAAUGUUGCAACCUUUAGUGGCCAAAGGUUUACAAUCUGUUUUAUUAUUUGGUGUAUCACAACAUCUUGAAAAGGAUCAGAUUGGAAGUAAUGCAGAUAGUGCAAGGAAUCCUAUUAUUCAAGCUGUACCAUUAUUACGAGAAAAAUUCCCUAAUUUGUUAAUAGCGUGUGAUGUUUGUUUAUGCCCGUAUACAAGUCAUGGACACUGUGGUAUUCUCAACAAUGAUGGUAGUAUAAAUAACACAAGUAGUAUUCAACGAAUCGCUGAAGUUGCCGUAUCAUACGCAAAAGCUGGUGCGCAAAUCGUUGCACCAUCUGAUAUGAUGGAUGGUAGAAUAAGCGCGAUAAAGCACGGCUUAGCUGCUGCUGGAUACUCAAAUAAAAUAGCAGUUUUAUCAUAUGCUGUAAAGUUUGCAUCAGGACUUUAUGGGCCUUUUCGGGACGCGUCGCAGUCUGCACCACAAUUUGGUGAUCGCAAGUGCUAUCAAUUACCUCCUGGUAGCAAUGGUUUAGCAGCUAGAGCUGCUACAAGAGAUGUGGAUGAAGGAGCGGACAUGUUAAUGGUGAAGCCAGGAUUACCUUACUUGGACGUAGUGCGGCAUACAAAAGAUGCACAUCCGGAAUAUCCUUUAUUUGUAUAUCAAGUGUCUGGAGAAUAUGCUAUGCUGUAUCACGGAGCACAAAACGGUGCGAUCAAUUUAGAAAAUGUAUUGAACGAGAUAUUGCUUUCUAUGAGAAGGGCGGGCGCCGAUUGUAUUAUAACGUAUUUCACGCCAUUAAUUCUGGAUAUGCUGCAACCAAAAAUCUCCGUUCCACGUCAUCCUCGCUGUCAAUCCCAGGCCUGUCAGUCGCAGUCGAUCUGGAUUAACGGCGAUCUUCUCGUUAUUAUCCUCACGUCCAUCCCGCCGCGCGUUCAAUUCGCUAACGGACGGUGGAAUUCUUACAAAGUAUACGCAAACAUGAAGGGAGUUAUAGCUCUACUAUUAGUGGGACUGCUCUCAGUCGCCACGAUUGCGAAGGAAGACAAGGAGAAGGAAGAUAUUGGUACAGUGAUAGGAAUUGAUCUGGGUACAACUUAUUCUUGUGUUGGUGUUUAUAAGAACGGUCGCGUAGAAAUCAUCGCCAACGAUCAGGGUAACCGAAUCACGCCGUCGUAUGUGGCGUUCACCAAUGACGGCGAGCGUUUGAUUGGUGACGCCGCCAAGAAUCAACUGACGACAAAUCCAGAGAAUACCGUGUUUGACGCCAAGCGGCUCAUCGGCCGCGAGUGGUCGGAUCCUACUGUGCAACAUGAUGUGAAAUUCUUCCCGUUCCCUGUUAUCGAGAAAAACAACAAGCCGCAUAUCAAGGUCGAGACUAGCCAGGGUGAGAAAAUCUUCGCACCUGAAGAGAUCUCGGCUAUGGUGUUGGGCAAGAUGAAGGAAACUGCCGAGGCGUAUCUCGGCAAGAAGGUCACUCAUGCGGUGGUUACCGUGCCAGCUUACUUCAACGACGCACAGAGACAGGCAACCAAAGAUGCUGGAACAAUUUCUGGUCUGGUUGUAAUGAGAAUUAUCAAUGAGCCGACUGCCGCUGCGAUCGCUUACGGUUUAGAUAAAAAAGAUGGCGAGAAGAACGUGCUAGUGUUUGACCUGGGCGGCGGUACUUUCGAUGUCAGUUUGCUUACCAUUGACAACGGUGUGUUUGAGGUUGUCGCUACUAACGGUGACACUCAUUUGGGAGGUGAAGAUUUUGAUCAGCGUGUAAUGGAUCACUUUAUCAAACUGUAUAAGAAGAAGAAGGGCAAGGAUAUCCGCAAAGACAACCGAGCUGUGCAGAAAUUGCGUCGUGAAGUAGAAAAAGCCAAGCGAGCGCUCAGUGCUAGUCAUCAAGUCAGGAUCGAAAUUGAAUCGUUCUUCGAAGGUGAAGACUUCUCCGAGACCUUGACUCGUGCCAAAUUCGAGGAGCUGAAUAUGGAUCUCUUCCGUAGUACUUUAAAGCCUGUGCAAAAGGUCUUGGAGGAUUCUGAUAUGAGCAAGAAAGAUGUAGACGAGAUCGUUUUAGUCGGUGGCUCAACCAGAAUCCCGAAAGUUCAACAAUUGGUUAAGGAAUUCUUUGGCGGCAAGGAACCGUCACGAGGCAUCAAUCCUGAUGAAGCUGUUGCUUAUGGUGCUGCUGUACAAGCCGGUGUACUUUCUGGAGAACAAGACACUGAUGCUAUUGUACUUCUCGAUGUUAAUCCUCUCACUAUGGGUAUCGAAACUGUCGGAGGUGUGAUGACCAAACUCAUUCCAAGGAACACAGUUAUUCCCACGAAGAAAUCUCAGAUCUUCUCCACGGCAUCUGACAGCCAACACACCGUGACUAUUCAGGUGUACGAGGGCGAGCGUCCAAUGACCAAAGAUAACCAUCUGCUUGGAAAGUUUGAUCUGACUGGCAUCCCACCGGCGCCACGUGGCAUACCGCAAAUUGAAGUAACCUUUGAAAUCGAUGCCAACGGUAUUCUACAGGUAUCGGCCGAAGACAAAGGCACCGGUAAUCGCGAGAAGAUCGUUAUUACAAACGAUCAGAAUCGUUUGACACCUGACGACAUCGAGCGAAUGAUUAAGGACGCAGAGAAGUUUGCUGAUGAUGACAAGAAACUCAAGGAACGUGUGGAGGCGCGCAAUGAUCUCGAAUCGUACGCCUACUCGUUAAAGAACCAAUUGGCAGAUAAGGAGAAACUUGGCUCGAAAGUGAGCGACGCGGACAAGGCUACGAUGGAGGAGGCUAUCGAGGAAAAGAUCAAAUGGCUGGAGGACAAUCAGGACACUGAACCGGAGGAAUACAAGAAACAGAAGAAGGAGCUCACCGACAUUGUUCAGCCGAUCAUCGCUAAGCUUUACCAAGGCGCGGGUGGUGGUGUUCCACCCACCGGUGGCGAGGAAGAAGACAUCAGAGAUGAACUUUAACUGCAAAUUAGCGACCCGCUCGCUUCGGUUCGCGGUUUAGACUGAUUACUCGCCUUCCGAGCAAAUACUUUACAGAAGUGUUGAAAUACAUUUUACGAAGCUGAGCGAGGUAUACUCGUGAGAUCAACCAUGUUCUCGCCGUACGUUUAGCUGAAAGUGGCUGUCUGGUUCUAAGUUUUACUUAGAUAAUAUGUAGUAUAUACUAUCUAUUAAUUUUAAGGCUUAGGUUAAGGAAAGCGUUUGAAGCUAAAUGUGCAGUGGGAAUACAAGUCUUCAUCAUAAAUCUUACGUACAUUAAGAAAAGUAUGAGAAAAUACUAAUAUCGAAUUUUUAAAGAGAUCGUAGAUGUUUCAACGUAGAUGCGUGGAUAAUAGUCGUUUGAAAACUUCGUUUUAUCGUAGUUUAUUCGAUCACCGGACUUGUUCAACAAGUCUUGUAUUAUGACGUUGCCAAUAUAGUAAAGAAAUCGCACUACAAUUGUCAAUCGCAAUUCUGUAUCGUGUUUGCCGAGAAGGAAAUUUUCUUGACCUCGAUGGAGGAGCUGGCGAGAGAAAAAAAGGCCGGGAGAGUGACAUUUCCGACACUAUGCUCGUUUCUCUUCCCGCGACACACACAUACUGACUCCACUGCGUCGUUAAUUUAUUUUGAAUUGUUUUGUAUGUUUUCCCACUAAGUGUAAUAAUCGGUUAAUCGCGGGGCUAAGCGCGUUAAAGGUUUAUUCGUGAGUAUACGCAUGUAUGACUGAAUGAGAGAGUGAAUGGGAUGCGCGAACACGCGUCGGACUUGUGUAACUCGUAUACUGCCAGCGAGUUGCCUCGUACUGUGUACAAUGUAGCUGUGUCUACGUGUGUGAGUGCAACAUGUAUAUCAAUACCGCAAGAAUAAAGAUUUUUUCAGUAAACCGUAA
Molecule: messenger RNA, 4177 nt
Organism: Pogonomyrmex barbatus (red harvester ant)
Lineage: Eukaryota; Metazoa; Arthropoda; Insecta; Hymenoptera; Formicidae
Gene: Pbgs
Product: Porphobilinogen synthase
Biological process (GO): heme biosynthetic process
Cellular component (GO): cytosol
Molecular function (GO): zinc ion binding; porphobilinogen synthase activity
Source: RefSeq, a predicted model, not a curated record